Messenger RNA from Notothenia coriiceps (black rockcod), 747 nucleotides. RefSeq names its product diphthamide biosynthesis 1 (gene dph1). Lineage: Eukaryota; Metazoa; Chordata; Actinopteri; Perciformes; Nototheniidae. The record is from RefSeq and is a predicted model, not a curated record. Bases 1 to 747 code for a protein of 248 amino acids. Gene Ontology annotation, molecular function: 2-(3-amino-3-carboxypropyl)histidine synthase activity. The transcript has 6 exons. Gene Ontology annotation, biological process: protein histidyl modification to diphthamide.
AUGUGUGUACUUCCCAGGUUUACGGAGGCAGAUACCAUCGUGAUGGGGGACGUCACAUACGGGGCCUGCUGUGUGGACGACUUCACCGCCAGAGCGCUGGGAGCCGAUUUCAUGGUGCACUACGGCCACAGUUGUCUAAUCCCCAUAGACUCCACAGCAGGUAUUAAGAUGCUGUAUGUGUUUGUGGAUAUCCAGAUGGACAAUGCGCACUUCAUGGACACGGUCAAGUUCAACUUCCCUCCCGGAAAAUCUCUGGCACUCGUCAGCACUAUUCAGUUUGUGGCAGCACUGCAGGCUGUGAGUGCAGCCCUCAAACCAGAGUAUGAUGUGCUGGUCCCACAGUGUCGACCUCUGUCACCGGGAGAAAUUCUGGGCUGUACGUCCCCUCGCUUGGACCGUCAAGUCAAUGCCAUAAUUUAUCUGGGCGAUGGAAGAUUUCACCUGGAGUCAAUUAUGAUCGCCAACCCAGAAAUCCCUGCCUACAGAUAUGACCCCUACAGUAAAGUAUUUUCCAGGGAGUACUAUGACCACGAAGCCAUGCGUGCCUUAAGGCUCCAGGCUAUUGAUAAGGCUCGAUCGGCCCAGAGAUGGGGCUUGAUCAUGGGCACGCUGGGGCGGCAGGGCAGCCCUAAAGUCAUGGAGCAUCUGGAGUCAAAGCUCGAGUCCUUGGGAAAGCCCUUCACUCGAGUGCUCCUGUCUGAGAUUUUCCCGGGAAAGCUGGAUCUGAUGCAAGAUAUAGAUGCGUGA